Molecule: messenger RNA, 1388 nt
Organism: Engraulis encrasicolus (European anchovy)
Lineage: Eukaryota; Metazoa; Chordata; Actinopteri; Clupeiformes; Engraulidae
Product: alpha-(1,3)-fucosyltransferase 7-like
Exons: 2
Coding region: 303-1388 (361 amino acids)
Cellular component (GO): membrane
Molecular function (GO): alpha-(1->3)-fucosyltransferase activity
Source: RefSeq, a predicted model, not a curated record
UGUGACCAAACACCAUGAAGGAAAGAAGGUUCUCAUGCUGGAAAAUACAUGUAUGUCUGCAAUGAUGAAGACCGGAAGUCCUGUUCCCUGGGCAUCACCAUACUUGAACUUGGUCACCUUUCCGGCGUCGCGGUUUUGGACAUAGAUACGGUAUAUGUGUCGUGAGGCUGACUUUCACAUAUUUUGUGGCAAAAAGACAAAGAAGUGACUUUGAGUACUCCAAAAUAGUGGCUGAGACGGAGUCUGGCCAUACCACACAUUUAUGACACAAAGCUGAUGCGACACAAGACACAGGACUGAAAAUGGUGGACCACUGGUGUUGUCCGAGGCGUUCCAUAUUGCCCAGCCUUCUUGUCUGCCUCAUGCUUUUUGGAAGCUUGCCAAUGGUUCUAUGGCCCUCACUGAAGAACACGUUCCAAAUUAUGAAAUCGGAUGAGAUCAAGGCCCCUGAUAAUAGCAGAAAUACAACUGUUCUAAUGUGGUACUGGGCUUUUGGUUUAUCAGAGAAUCUACUACAUGGAAAUUUGUGCAAAGAAAGGUAUGGCAUACCCAACUGUAUCUUGUCAGAUGAUCGGUCAUUGUUCACUCAGGCAGAUUUUGUGAUUUUCCACAAUCGCGAGCUGAUCAACGGAGAGCAGAGGUUGCCCUUACAUUUGCCCCGCCCACAGCAGCAGGGGUGGGUGUGGUUUUCCAUGGAAAGCCCCGGCCAUAACGGGAACAUCAACUUCUUGGAUGGUAAAAUGAACUACACCAUGUCUUAUCGACGUGAUGCAGACUUUUUUGCACCGUACGGCUGGUUAGAACCCCACUAUGUUGGAAGUGGGAUGACAGUUGACGAUUUCAUACCGAAGAAAAAGUCUUCUUUGGCCUGCUGGGUUGUUAGCAACUAUGCAUAUCAUCAUAGGCGAACAGAGGUGUACAAUGAACUGCAAGAAGUCAUACCAGUGGAAGUUUACGGGAGAGCCGUAAACAGACCUCUGGAUGGUGAGCAACUGUUACCCACCAUCUCUCGCUGCUACUUCUACCUGUCCUUUGAAAACUCUCAAUUCCAAGACUACGUCACUGAGAAGUUAUGGACAAAUGCCUUCAAAGGGGGAGCUGUACCUGUAGUUUUAGGCCCAUCCCGCAAAAACUACGAGGCCAUGAUACCAAAAGAUUCCUUUAUUCAUGUGGACGACUUCCGUUCCGUAAAGGAGCUAGGAGCAUUCCUCAAGAAGCUGGCUGAGGAUAGGGAACGCUAUGCCUCAUAUUUUAAAUGGAAACUAAAUUACACAGUGUCAGCUUUUAGCAAUGUGCUAGUGGAACCGAGUUGCAGAAUCUGCACCAAGCUUGACACCUUGCAAAAACCAAAGGUCUAUUGGGAUUUAUAUGGUUGGGAAUGGAAAUAA